Molecule: messenger RNA, 2084 nt
Organism: Rhincodon typus (whale shark)
Lineage: Eukaryota; Metazoa; Chordata; Chondrichthyes; Orectolobiformes; Rhincodontidae
Gene: kcnk6
Product: potassium channel, subfamily K, member 6
Exons: 3
Coding region: 78-1028 (316 amino acids)
Biological process (GO): stabilization of membrane potential; potassium ion transmembrane transport
Cellular component (GO): membrane
Molecular function (GO): potassium ion leak channel activity
Source: RefSeq, a predicted model, not a curated record
CUUCUCAGACCAGCGGAAACUCAAGCUGUGGCAAAGUUCUGGGCUCGGUGCGGGUUCUGGGCUCUCCGACAGGGGGGAUGGCCAAGUGUGGUUUCCUCUGGGUGUCUCUUUUCUACCUGUGUUACCUGCUGCUGGGGGCAGUGGUGGUGUCCCUGAUAGAGCAACCCUACGAACGCAGCCUUCGGGAGAAACUGCGCUCCUUGAAGCUUGGGCUUCUGAACGGGAACCCCUGCUUGGCCGAACCCGACCUCGAACGCUUCCUGGUGCGGGCACUGGAGGCCCGUCGAUACGGUGUCUCCGUCUUUGGCAACACAUCACAUACCAACUGGGACUUCGCCUCUGCUUUCUUCUUUGCUGGCACCUUGGUCACCACAGUAGGUUAUGGCCACACAACCCCAAUCUCUGACAGGGGAAAGGCUUUCUCCAUCUUCUUCGCUGCCCUGGGGGUCCCCUUCACCAUGCUGCUUCUUGCUGUCAUCGUGCAGAGGCUGAUGAUCUACCUGAUGGAUCAGCCAAUCCGAGCACUCCAGGAGAGGUUUGGCUACUCGAACCAGCGAGUGACCCAGGUGCACUGCUUUGUGAUGUUCCUGUUCGCCUUCAUCGGCUUCUUCCUCAUUCCCGCUGCCAUUUUCAGUGCCAUCGAGAAGGACUGGACCUACCUCAAUGCCUUCUAUUUCUGCUUCACCUCCCUCAGCACCAUUGGUCUGGGGGACUACGUUCCCGGAGAGCAAAAUAACCAGACCCUGCGGCUGCUUUACAAGAUGUCAGUCACCUUUUACCUCCUGUGCGGCCUCACCAUGAUGCUUCUCCUCAUCCAGACAUCCCAGAAGGCAGUGGGCCUGCACGUCCUGACCCAGAUCUUCAACCUCCCUCUGGCUGACGAUGAAGAGGAGGAUGAGGAGCUUGCCUUAAAUUCAACAGGCCCCCAACCCUCCCUCCAGCUCAAUGGGCUGAAAGCUGGUCCCCGACCCCUCGCCCAUCCCGAACCCCCUUCCUACAAUUCCAUUUUGCCCUCCAGCGAUCGAUGAGAGAACCAGAGACUGGGGCCUCUCCAUGCCAGGACUGUUGGGACCUGUAAAUGUGGUUGACAUGGUGACUGGGUGGGGACAGGUAAAGGGUCAGAGGUAGAGGUUCGCGGCCUCUGCUCUUGAGGCCGAGUUGAUUUGUGAGUUUGGCUAACAAUGGGAAUUGGGGGAGCCCCAGGGUUUUCUGUGUCACCACCUCUGCGUCCCCCACCCCUUCCCCAACUCUCCGUGCUCGCUGGCGAAGCCUUCUGUCUAGGCCCCUUGGGUGGAGGCGGCUAGCUCCCACUUCACCUUUCUGCCCAGAUGGUAUGUCGGUUCAGUCACCACGCCCCCACCCCCCCCUCCCCACCACCCCGGCCCCGUUACCACCCUCCUCCCUGACAAACCAUGUCAGCCAAACCUAGCUCCGCCAACUCCAGUUUGUCCGGUGCCCCGAAUCUCCUGGUAACAUGAAGUUUGUUGGAAUGUUGGCACAAAAUGGUGCCACCUUUCCAAAUCCUACACUUGAGUAUUUAUUGCAGUUGUAUUUAAAAGCGGGAAGGGAACUGGCCAAGGAAAACCUACAGUGUCUUGAGCAAAUGUGCCAUCUGGCAUGGCCUCGUGGGGCAGAGAAUGAGAACUGCAACGAUGCCCCAGUAGUCCAUAGAUGGCACAGAAAGAGGCCAUUCACUCAACAAACUGCGUGUUGCUGUUCUACUUUGUACAGGGCCCAUUGCCAAGACUGUCUCUUAUCCAACGUCAAAAUAGUAUCUCCGUUCACACUUGGUAUGCUGAGAUCUACAACACUGUUUCUCAUGUCUGCAUCUCCCACCUCCACUCUCAGCAGUUCCUUCACCAUGUGGCCUCCUGCUCAUCACCUUCAUUCUCACUGUCUAAAUCCCCCAUGUAAUCCUUGAACCCCUGUGUCCUUACCCCAUUCCAAUCUGAGCAACUCCCUUCCUCCAGCGUUGCAUUGUUCUCGUUCCCUCUCUUACUUCGGCCUAGAUUUUCUUUGGACCUUCAGCAUAAGGGGAGGUGAGGCCUAUUCAUCCAGGUAAUGUUCCAGGGACCCGGGUUCGA